AUGCUUGACCCCUCACUAAUAUUCGAUCAUCACAAUGUCUCCGAUGCUUGUCGGGAGCAGCUUGAACGUCUUGUCGACUACAAACCACCGGUCACCAUUCCAACUCCACUUCUCAUUCUCUGCUGUAUUCCUAUCAUCAUUAUCAUACUCCUUACUGUUUUCGGCAACUUAUUAGUGCUAUUCUUCAAAGCUCGUGUUGGCCGAACCAACACAACGCUUCUAGUCUGGAAUCUUGGCCUUACCGACUUCCUCGUCGGAGUGAUAGUGUUGCCUUUGGGUGCUACCCACUUAGCCUAUAGAAAAUGGAUAUUUGGGCGGUUUCUUUGUCGAGUAUGGGUCGCAGCUGACGUCACUUUCUGUACAUGUUCUGUUGUAAGUUUUGUCUUCAAUAGCAAAUCUUAG
Molecule: messenger RNA, 402 nt
Organism: Cylicocyclus nassatus
Lineage: Eukaryota; Metazoa; Nematoda; Chromadorea; Rhabditida; Strongylidae
Source: the annotation of a GenBank genome assembly